Molecule: messenger RNA, 3734 nt
Organism: Drosophila busckii
Lineage: Eukaryota; Metazoa; Arthropoda; Insecta; Diptera; Drosophilidae
Gene: sano
Exons: 4
Coding region: 1254-3620 (788 amino acids)
Source: RefSeq, a predicted model, not a curated record
CUCGCUUCGGCUCUGCUCUGCUCUGUCUCUGCUCCGCGGCUCAGCCAAGUUUCAGUCUAUCAGCGUCUUUUCGCGCGUUCAGUUCUGUGCGCGUGCGCGUUAACAACAACAACAACAGCUACAGCUACGAACUACGUCAGUUCGCACAGCAGCCCACGCGAAACAACAAAAAAAAAAAACAACAUAAGCUCAACUUGAGCUUGAGCUUGAGAUGCUGCUGCUGGUUUUUUAUAUAUUUUAUGCAAAUCACAGCGCUUAACUUUUUUAGCUUCAAUUGCCAGUUUCGUCAUUGAUGUGAAAGUAAAAAUUCUUUGCCUACGCCUCAUUUGGCAUUGUGAAAUUCACAGUUACUAACAAAAGAAAUUGUGCAAAAUACAAACAACAAUAUUACAAAUAUUACGAAAUGCGCGUGCAGCUCGCGUAACAACAAAAAACAAUAACAGUGAAAACUAAAGCAAAUAGAAAAGCUCAAGAAAUUGCCGCCAAAUGAGUAAUGAGCGUCUUGGCCAUUUUUUAUGCCUUUGUGUCUCAAGUGUUAAUUGAUUGCCAAAAAAAAAAAAUAAGCUAAAGUGUAUGUUUGUCAUAAAAAUUUAAACAAUUUAACGGCACUUUUACUGGAGCAACUACGCGUAAGCUUAGGAUCAAAGGAAAUACCAGCAACUGUGAAGAAGUGACCAAGCGAUAAAGUUCGAGCGACAGAGCGAACGAGCGAGACCCAGUCGAGAGUAAUAAACAAUUCGCACACUGUGGCCAGCGUGAGACGAGCAGCAAACCGAAUGCAGUAUCUCAACUACGCGCUGCAAACAUCCACGCGACUGCUGACCAGCCAGAGCCAGAGCCACAGCCAGAAUCCCAAUCAUCAGCAGCAGCAGCAGCAGAAGCAGAGCCCAUUGAGCCAGGCGGCCAUCGAGGCGGAGCGCGAGCGAGACCGAGAACUUGAGGAGCAAAUUGCGCACGCGUGCUGCAGUCGUGGGGCUCAAUUGCUGAGACUGCGUCAACAGGAGCUGGCCAAGCGACGAGCGCUGGAGAGGAUUAGCCUAGAGGAUCAGCUGAACGCGAAUCUUGAGAGCGACAGCGACAGCGACGUAGCAGAGCGACAGAGCAGCGAGACAGAGCAGGAUCAGCAAGAGGAAGGUGCCGUCGGUGGAGUCAGGACGUCAGCUCGACCACAACCGCAGCCAGUCCAAUGAAAUUUACUCUCGCUUAAUGUGCAACUGGCGCGCAGCAAGCUGCUCUCGUUCUUUAAUCGCGACAUGGCCGCCACCGAUGGCCAAAUCAUUUUGGCCGCCUCGCGCUUUGGCGACGCCACGCCCGUCUACUUGCGCGACUUCUCCAAGCAGCCGCUGCCGGCGGUGGCCAAAAUCAUCAAGGGGCAGCAUCAGGCGCUCGGCGUACCCACGCUCUCCGCCCCCUCGCUGCAGAGCACGGCGCUCUUCCUGAGCGCCGGCAAAAAGUACCAAAUUCUCGCCCAGCCCAUUAAGAUCAAGGAGGGCCGCAAGCCACAAAAUGUGGGCGCCAAAGUGCUCAUCCCGGAGACCUACAGCGGCUACUUUGAGCUGCUCAGCGAAGACGGUCGCUCCACGCGCUGCAUCGAUUCCGUGCUGGAGCUGUCGCGUCGCCGCAACGCGCGCGUCCUGGUGCGCGAAACCUUCCGUUGCCAUCAGCUCAAUCGCACCAUCCACGCCGGCGAGCUGCUCACCACCAUGAACGACAACGGCAAGUACCUGCAGUGCCGCAACAUCAAGGACGAGAUCAUCAAUCUGCCCCUCGAUACCAAAGCCAAGUUCUCGCCCAUCGCGCGCGAGGACAGCAUCAGCGGCGUCCACACCGUCAAGAAUCUGCUGCUCAAGCGCAUGCCCGUCAUUGUCAGACUGGUGCAUGGCAGCGCGCCCAAAGGAUUGAAGCAGCCGUUUGUGCCCGAGCUGCGUUUGCUGGGCUGCGUGGAGAUCGAUCGCAUGUUUGCGCUGCCGCUGCAGAAGGACACGGAUCUGGUGCCGGUGCCAUUGAAUGCCAAGAUUAAGCUGCAGCGUGCCAAGAACAUGGAGCAGCUGGAGCAUUUUAUUGAGUACACGCGCUUUCUGGACAAGGCGCAGCGUUUGCUGGCGGAUGCGCGCGAUCGCCUGCAGAUCGUCGAUCUCAAGCUGAGCGAGAAGGAGAAGAAGGACUCCAAGUUCAGCAGUCGCAACAGCGCCGCCAAUCGCCUGCCCCUGGUCAUGCUGCCCUCCGCAGCGGGCGUGGCCAGCGGCCUGGCCGAGAGCGGCUAUGUGCUGCGCAAAAGCGCCAGCUGCGAUAGUUGGUCCAAGCAGCAGCAGCAGCUGAUGAACAGCAGCGAGAUUGCCGAGGAGUACAACGAGAUCGAUCAUAUCUAUGACUAUGUGCGUGGACUGACGCCGCUCUCGAAGGGAUUGGCGCGCUUCGAGCCGAUUUGUGAGUCGCCCACCAUGAAGUCGCAUCACACAGACAGCAGCGGCAAUGGCAACUAUUGCAGCUUGAUACGCGCGCCGGCAGCAACACAUCACCAGCAGCAGCAGCAGCAACAUCAUGCAAGCAACAACAACAACAACUACAGCAGCUUGGAGUCGAAUAAGCGCAGCAACAGCAGCAAUGGCAUGCAACAGCAACAGCACCAACACCAGCAGCAACAGUUGCUGGUGAAUCACUAUCAUCACAGCCAUAUACAGGAGGACAUCAAGCCGGUGCCGCCGCCCAUUGAGACCAUUCCGGGCAAGAAGCCAGCGGAGAAGCGUCAGCGUCCCACUUUACCAAAGCUUUACAUCAAGAACUCCAAUGGCAGCGCCGGCAGCAGCAGCAACGGCAACUCCAGUCACAGUCACAGCCAUAGUCACACACACAGUCACACACAGCAGCAGCAGCAGCAGCUGCAACAGUUGCCGCUUUCCAACAGCAACAAUCUGAAUAACAACAACACGGCUGCUGCUGUUGCCAGCGCUGCUGCCGCAGCAGUUGCUGCUCAUCAUGCACACACACAUGCGCACGCUCACCCACAUGCACAUGCACACACACACGCACACUCGCACACACACGCACACGCAGCGCUGGCUCACACACACCAUCACGGCAAGGUGCUGACGCCCAACAAUCAUCUGCCAGCCAAGGAAUCGCUCGAGCCGCAGUCGCCGCUGUUUCAUAUACGUUACAAAAGUCUCAGCAGCCUGCAGCUGACACCAGACAGCAGCAACAACACAGCGGCGGCAUUGACGCCGCCAACGAUCUCAGCCAAGGCGGCGGCGGCGGCGGCGGCGACUGCAGCUGCUGGUGGUGGUCAACAGGCCUCGCCGGAUGUGCUGCUCAAGUGCGGCAGCAUACUCAAUGCGCAUGGCUAUCUGGCCCAAAGUCACAGUCAGAGUCACAGUCACAGCCGCAGCUCGAGCAGCAACAAUCAUCACAAUCCGCGCGAGGGAACGCUGGACUCGUCGCGCAGCGGGGGACGCACGUCGGGCGAUUCGCAGAAGCUGCCGGAGAAGAAGACCAGGCGACUGUCGCGGCCGCGCAGUUUGUCCAAUCUGGUGUGGGAUCUGCGGCCGAGCAAGGAGAAGUCCAAGAAGAAGCUCUACAUACACCACUUCGAUCAGCGACAGCAGGCGACGCUCUAUCUGUAGAGGCGUCUCCAGCACCACCAGCACCACCAGCAGCAGCAGCAGCAGGCGGCGGGUGUCAAGUGUAGUAGGAGAAGAUUCGUUGCCAAAUCGUUUUGCUGCCAUCAACGACAAAAA